This is a messenger RNA of Scylla paramamosain (green mud crab), 3264 nucleotides long. Its product is annotated as glycine receptor subunit alpha-2-like. The transcript is spliced from 12 exons. Gene Ontology annotation, biological process: signal transduction; regulation of membrane potential; nervous system process. Gene Ontology annotation, molecular function: transmitter-gated monoatomic ion channel activity involved in regulation of postsynaptic membrane potential; chloride channel activity; transmembrane signaling receptor activity. NCBI's taxonomy places the organism in Eukaryota, Metazoa, Arthropoda, Malacostraca, Decapoda, Portunidae. The coding region runs from base 344 to 1546 and encodes 400 amino acids. Gene Ontology annotation, cellular component: synapse; plasma membrane; neuron projection. The record is from RefSeq and is a predicted model, not a curated record.
GAGUUAACGGAAGCAUAUCGCGUUGGCGGUGCAGCGGUUGUCAGGGUCGGGGAGUCGGGAUCGGGAGGGCUGUGAGUUGAGCUGUCUGCGUCUGGCCAGUCUCUUAGAAGUUGUGGUGCGGGGAGGUGUGCUCCAUCUGCCUGCUGCGCUGCCUGACACGUGCACCUCAUCCACUCGCGUCCCGUGCACAGUACAGGUGUUGCAAAGAUGGCGGGGACGCGGCGUAUCCUGUGGGGUCCUCUAGCCUGCAUCCUACUGCUGCCUAUCUGCCUGCUGGGGCAAGUGGACGCGGAGACCCAGCGGCGCUUCCUUCAGGAGAUUCUAGACCGUGACUACGACGUGAAUGUGUGGCCGGGGGGGAGAGAUGCCGGUGCAGGAGCCCACGGUGGUCACGGUGCAAGUGUUUAUCAACUCCUUCGGCUCCCUCAACGCCGCCAACAUGGAUUACAACAUCGAUGUGUUCCUCCGCCAGCGCUGGAACGACCACCGUCUCCAGCUGUCAGGGAACAGGACGCGCAUCACUGUCCUCGACCCUGCAAUGCAAGCCAAGAUCUGGAAGCCUGACACGUACUUCAACAACGUGAAGGACGCCUCGGUGCACAAGGUGACAAUGCCCAACAUUCUCCUGCGCAUCGACAAGAACGGCGACAUUCUGUACAGCAUGAGGAUUACUCUCAAGCUCUCCUGCAACAUGCAACUUCACCAGUUUCCAUUUGACGCCCAGCGUUGUAGCCUUACCAUGGCCUCCUACGCCAACACGGACGACGUCAUCAUCUAUGAGUGGGAUCAAGACCUGCCUAUCGACAUGCCUGAUGAGUUGGAGAUAGCCCAGUUCGACCUGCUGGAGGACCGACGCGUCACGGAGAGCGAUACGCAGGUCUACGUGACGGGUAACUUCAGCUCCCUCAAGGUGUCCUUCGACCUGCGCCGCCAGAAUGGGUACCACGUGCUGCAGACCUACAUCCCCACCAUCCUCAUCGUGGUCAUCUCCUGGGUGUCCUUCUGGCUGGACCCUAACGCCGUGCCUGGCCGCGUGUCCCUGGGAGUCACCACCCUUCUCACCCUCACCACCCUCGCCUCCGGUAUCAGGGCUCAGCUCCCUCCUGUCUCCUACGUCAAGGCCAUUGACGUGUGGAUCGGGAUGUGCAUGAUCAUGGUCUUCGGCGCCCUGCUGGAGUUCACCUUCGUCAACUGGCUGGCCAAUAAGAAGAUGAUAGGGGAGCCCUCGUUAGCCUUCCGCCUCCCUCUCGCCCUGUUCGGGUCCGACGAGGAAGAGGUGGGACUGGACAGUGGUGUUGGUGAUAGUGAUAAGGUUGAUAGCGAGGCAGCUCCUGACGACACUAACUCAUACCAAGAUCCGGAACCCAGCGGAGCAGACCCCAAGGAACCCAAGAACUACUACAGCCACGCCAUGGCCAUUGACCGUCUGUGCCGUGGCUUCUUCCCAGGGGCGUUCCUUAUCUUCAAUUUGAUCUACUGGCCCUACUACCUCAUGCGGCAGCACACACCCGGAGAGAUGAUGGACGACACCAGCUUCGCAGCCUAGGGCGCCGCGGAGAUCCUGCGCUAGUCACAAUACAGUAUUCUUCUCCAAUUUUUACUUGAUGCAUUCUGUGAUGCUUUUUUUUUUUUUUUUUUACAUGAAUACUUUGUUACCUGGAGAAGGCGAUGACCAAAGUGAAGGCAGACCUCAGCUUCGUGACGGGUUCUCUGGUGCUGGCCUCGCCUCACUGCUCCAAAUAUCCGACCAUGAGUUAGUUAAGCAUGGUAUACUUAGCAAAAGAAAUGUGCCGUAAAUAUCGCUCCACAGUCACUAUGGCCGAGAUUAUUUUUAAACAUAAAGAAGGGAAAUUAGAUAUGUAUCUUAGUCAUUUUUUUAUGUAAGAGCUGACACUUUUUGCAUCAUGACGCAUCGCCUUGCACGGGUAGUUAUUACUGGUACACAACUAAUGUGCUCUGGUGUGCCCAAAUGCACGAGUUUCCACGCUGAACGCGACUUUUGAACAAUACAGAUGAAUUACACAAGUAUUGAACUGACUGCUUCAUUCUCGGACAGAGAAAAAACAGUCUAAUUUUGCGCGUUACUGGACACCUGUAUGCGUCCCCUGCUUCCUGGAGUGUAAAAAUGGCUUCAUUAAAACCAUGAUGUUCUUUUAAAAAGAAGAGGACCAGUGUAGCGCCCCAAGAUGCUCGCGUCCUCCCCGCCGUGGGAAAUAAGAUUUUUAGAGAUGCCAAUUUAUCAUUCUCAUGCAGCCUAGGUUUGCUAUCGUCUCUCCACGAUCUCACAGUCAAGAGAUUCUCGUUAUCUUUCAUGUGGGACUUAUAUAAAACAUUAUCGCUUCGCUGCAGCCUAAGCAAUCCCACAACUUAAAGCUGCAAGUAUAUUAUGAACUCUAGUACAUUUUUAUAUACAUCUACUUAAGCGUGGUAUGAUUUUCGAAGUAUUAUUUUGAUAACUGGUUGCCUCCCAACGCUUUCGCUGAUUCUUUUACGACUGGCCUUGGAGAGCUCAAUGGAAUCGUGAAUAGAUUGAAAGGCGCUUCACCUCGUCACUGGAACAGCCGAGGCUCCGGCACCUGAGGCAGGUUGUGUUCUUAUAUAUUUUUUUUUCUGGUGAUGUAAGUCAUUAAUGAUUCCAUCCUUGACUUUUGCUGCAAAAUAGACUUACCUAGAUAAACGUCAGCACCGCCUCUGCGACAUACUGAUGUUAUUACACUGCCCUUGUCCCCAACUCAUAAUGAUGCAUUCUGAAAUAUAUAUAUAUAUAUAUAUAUAUAUAUAUAUAUAUAUAUAUAUAUAUAUAUAUAUAUAUAUAUAUAUAUAUAUAUAUAUAUAUAUAUAACGCAACACCAGUUCUCGCUACUCCCAGUUUGAUAACAACCAACUCCCGGUGUUCUUCAGAAUCUCAAGUAUGAUUCAGUAGAAAACUUUUUUUUUGUGUGUGUGUGUGAGCUGUCCUGCUUUUUUUUUUUUUUCUUUCUUUCCCUCUUGCUGUAUUUUUAUGUCUUAACUCGUGUUGUUCACUUUAGUUAGUAAAAAUCAGCUCAGCUUGAAAGUUUUGAUAACAAUGAAGUGAAGAUUUCUAAAGAUUGAUAACUCUUACUGUUGCAAGAGGAAAGGAGUGUUCAUUUGUAUAAUCUGGCGUGAAGGAUAUAAGAUAUUUAAUUGAUGGCCAUAAUUUCCUGUCAGAUUCAUUCUUCAGAUAUCUUUUUUUACGUGUAUAACUCUCUUUUGACAUUUUACUAAUAAAGUUGUCCUGUUGUU